This is a messenger RNA of Ahaetulla prasina, 4836 nucleotides long. It is a transcript of the gene AGPAT3, whose product is annotated as 1-acylglycerol-3-phosphate O-acyltransferase 3. Lineage: Eukaryota; Metazoa; Chordata; Lepidosauria; Squamata; Colubridae. The transcript has 9 exons. The record is from RefSeq and is a predicted model, not a curated record. Gene Ontology annotation, molecular function: 1-acylglycerol-3-phosphate O-acyltransferase activity. Gene Ontology annotation, cellular component: endoplasmic reticulum; endomembrane system. The coding region runs from base 971 to 2101 and encodes 376 amino acids.
UUAUUCUAUUCUAACCGAGAUGCUCUCCUUGACCCUCACCUUAAAUAAGAGGGUAAAAAGGCAAAGUAAUCCAUUUCCUCGCUUGAAUGGGCGAUGCCUACGAAUAGCGGGACCAGGCUACGAGGUGAAAAAUCACGUGAAAUUAACCACGCCGACCUAAGGCACCGACGCCUGCAAUCACAUCGCUGCCGCUUCCCGCAUUCCGCGAGCCUGGGAAGAAGCAGCUGCCGCUCUGCCGUGCAACGCGCGCGCGAACGGGCCGUCGAGGGUGCUUCUCCUCCCAUCUCUGAAAACGGGACGUAGGCACCGGGCUGCGGAGGUCGCGCCUUCCCAUCCACCGCGGCUCCAGCUCCCAAUGAGGAAAGAAGAGCGGAGCGGAGGGACGAUGCUUGCGCCGGAGGGGUGCCUUUAAGCCAAACUCGAGGUUUCCCCCCCCCCGGCGAUCUGCAAAGGCCGGAGCUCCCUCGCUUCCCUCAGGGCUACCGCGACUGAACCAAGGCUGCCGCCGCCACCAUGCUCCCCCCCUCCUUCAGCCUCCAGCCCCGUUCCCCUGCCUCCUGGUUCGGGGGGAACUGAACUGUCGUUGCACAGGAAGUAGCGGCUGCUGGGAGCACACACGGACACACACACACACACCAGAGGCACACUCGAACACACUCGCACAGGCAGAGGCAGCAGGUUCUGCCGCACUCUGGGCACAAGGCUUCAUCCCGGCGCCGCUACAACAGGAUUCCUUUACGCCCUUCUCGGAGCGGCGUCCCAGCCUCCGCAGAGGAGAGCAGAGGCUGGCGCCGAAGAAAAGUGUGGGCACGGCUGCUUAACGGGGGAAGGACGAAGGGGCGGCCGCGGGAUCGAGGCUCUGGGAGCCGAGCUGGGGAGCAGCCGCGGAGCAGAAGUUCUGGGGGCGGCGAGGACUGCAGGAUUGUUAUUCUGAGUGAAGGACCUUGCAAACGCUACUAAAGGGACUAUCAUGGGCAAACUUGCAUUUCUGAAGACCCAAUUUAUAGUUCACCUCCUGAUUGGAUUUGUCUUUGUUGUGAGUGGCUUGAUCAUUAACUUCAUCCAACUAUGCACGCUAAUUCUCUGGCCUAUAAACAAGCAGUUUUAUCGACGAGUAAACUGUCGCCUUUCCUAUUCAUUGUGGAGCCAGUUAGUGAUGUUGCUGGAAUGGUGGUCUGGAACGGAAUGCACUUUAUUCACAGACCAGGCCACGAUUGAUAAGUUUGGAAAAGAACACGUCAUCAUCAUUCUCAACCACAACUUUGAAAUAGAUUUUCUGUGUGGCUGGACCAUGACAGAACGGUUUGGUGUGUUAGGGAGUUCAAAAGUUCUUGCAAAGAAAGAACUAUUGUUUGUGCCCAUAAUUGGCUGGACAUGGUACUUCUUAGAGAUCGUUUUUUGCAAAAGAAAAUGGGAAGAAGAUAGAGACACUGUUAUGGAAGGGCUGAAACGUCUAGCCGAUUAUCCCGAGUAUAUGUGGUUUCUAUUAUACUGUGAAGGAACUCGAUUUACAGAAACUAAGCAUCGUAUCAGUAUGGAAGUGGCUGAAUCCAAAGGAUUGCCUAAACUCAAAUAUCACUUGUUGCCCAGAACCAAAGGUUUUACAACUGCUGUCCAAUGUCUCAGGGGAACAGUUUCAGCAGUGUAUGAUGUAACAUUAAACUUCAGAGAAAACAAAAACCCAUCCUUAUUAGGAAUUCUUUAUGGAAAGAAAUAUGAAGCAGAUAUGUGUGUCAGGAGGUUUCCUUUAGAAGAUAUCCCUUUGGAUGAAAAAGAAGCAGCAAAGUGGCUUCAUACACUUUAUCAGGAAAAGGAUGCCUUACAAGAGAAGUAUAAUCAAGAAGGCUUAUUUCCUGGGCAACAAUUUAAACCUCCCAGAAGACCAUGGACACUCCUCAACUUUCUCUUCUGGGCUGCUGUUCUUCUCUCUCCUCUUUUCAAAUUUGGCUUUGGAAUUUUUGCAAGUGGAUCCCCUCUUCUGAUUCUUGCAUUCCUCUGCUUUGUUGGGGCAGUAUCCUUUGGCGGCCGCAGACUGAUAGGAGUAACGGAAAUAGAAAAGGGCUCCAGCUAUGGCAACCAAGAAUUCAAGAAAAAGAAAUAAUUUUACAAAUGCAUUUUGACUUUAAAAGACAGUGGUAUCAAAUUAACUUCAUUGGAAAGAAAGAAACUUAGAAAACUUACCUUCUUUUCUUAUUAACUGCUAACUAACAAUACUUGAGCCAAGACUGAAGAAUUUGGAAGAUUCAAGAGACAUGGAAAAAGUUGACUACUUACCUGACCAAGGAUCUUUGUAUUUGUAGUUUUUGAGAAAAAUCUGGGCUAACCUCAUGGGUUGUUGUUGUUUUUUUAUGGCAGAUAGGAAGAUGAAUUAAGAGAGGGAAAUACAAGCAUCUUCAGAUAACUUUAUCUUUUAAGAGUGUCACACUGCUUUGCAAGAGAAAUUACGGAAUGUUUCUUCUUGCUACAGCAAACUACAAUGCCUAGUUUAUUUGCAAAUGUUUCUUGUGGAAGAUUUCACUUGGGGAAAAAAGCUGCAUCAUUCUUCCAGGCAUUUUACUUUAAAGGUAUUUUUAUUUUAAUAAUUAUUACCGUCCACAAAAACAGUGGUAUUUUGAUGAUAGCAUCAUCCAACAGAUAAAUGCAUACUUUCAACCAAAACUUCCUAAAACUUAAUGCAAUUCUAGUCUCUUUCAUUUUUGCACAUCUUUCUACUCAGUGUUGUCCUAAUUAAAACUGAAACCUGUUUGGCUAAAUUGCUUAUAUAGAUAUUGCUUUGCUUUGUCCUUUCUUUGAAAAAAAAAGUUACAUGACAAGCCAGUAAUUUAGAUCCGCAUAUCUCGGAGUGCUCAGUCUCUGGGUCUUGAGAGUUUCUUCAAAAAGUCUCUUCUGCUCAAACUCUUCUGCAUGGUGUGUUAUGAAACACAUGAAAAAAACCAGCAAGGCAGUAUGGAAAGAUCUUGCAUUGAGAACUAGGGGACAAGGUGGUACCUCUAGGACUCAAACCUGAUAUAUGCUUACUUGAAAAUAUUUUAAGCUGCAAUCAGAAGAGAUAUUUUCCAAGUAAACAUGUUGAUGGGGUAGGAUCUAAGAUGGCUGGUUAUCCAUAUAUGUUGCCAUGUAAACCAACAGUUGCUUUAAUACCUAAACAUUGGAGGUUGGGGUAUGGUUAUAUCUUUUUUUUUUACAAAUUUUCUGCCAUGCAAAUGUUACAAUAAUGGUUUUUUACUCUUCUGGCUUGGAAAUAUACAUAGAGGAGCUAAAUAGCUUUAUGUGGCAUCCAUAUCCAAUUCCAGUGCAUGGGCGGUGCCUCCAUUUAGAAAGCUAUGAGGCUGAAGUGGACUGCAUGCCAGCCAAAUUUAGACUUAUACGGCAGCUCUUUAAUGGAUUUUGAAUGUAAAUAGUUUACCACCAGGAAGAAACCUCAUAGAAUCUGCAAGCAGAUAUCUUUAAUCUAUAGCUGUGCUGACUGAUGUUUGCAAAUACUUAGAAAGGAAGUAUUCAUUUAUUAGCAUGUGGCCAUGGUUGUUCCUUGUUUUCAGUGCUGGAAAGAAAUUUGACAACAGCUCCAUCCAUCCAUAUAUAUAUAUACAGAAUCUGACUCAGCUUUAUAACUAAAAUUCUUCAUAAACUUAGACCCUUAUCUGAUUUAUAUUAUUUGAAUAAUUCUACUAAAUAAUUAUUUUUUCAUAGCCAAAGGUAAAUAUGUCAUAUUUUAUCUUCAAACACUAAAAACACACUUAAGGUUCUCUGUCUUUUAGAGCUCAUUUUAAGCGUUUUUAUAGUGUUUUGAUUUUGCAGCUUUGUAACUCAUCUCUAGCAGUGGAACUACUACAGCAAAGUUUGAUGCACAAUCAUUUAUUUUCUGCAUGAAUACAUGCAUCUUUAGAAUAUAACUUUUUGCUGCAUCAUUCCCCUUUGCGCUACCAGACCCAGAAUAAACAGUAAUCCUUCCUACAAAGAAUCAUAUUCACCUUGUCUCUAAGGACUGAGAACUCUUGAUUCACUGCAUUGUAAGCUGAAGAAGGUGAUUUUCGGGAAAGGGGCAGAAUCUACACAUGAUGUAUUAUUCACUCAAUAAAUAAUUCUGUUUAUGUUUGUUUUUAAAUCAUUAAGAAUUAUUCUGUUUUCUGACUAGGCAAAUGAUUUUUUUUAAAGCUUUGAUAAAUAAAUCUUGCUUGUUGGAAGUUUUUUCUCUUUGGCAGAUGGUAUAGAAUUGCUUUCUGGCAAAGAUGUUGAAAACACUUUAGCAAAAGACAAGUAGAAAGGCCUCAUGUUUUGUGUUGCUGUGCUGGAGUUCUGUGCUGAUAGAUUAAAAACCAGAUAUUUUGACAGAAAUAAAUGGGACAAGGGUGGGAUCAGAGGGAGGGUCAUUGAGAAUAUUGCUGCUAGGAAGAAUAAGCAGGGGUCCACUUUCUGCUUAGGGCAGAUGAUGGAAGGUAGUGCAUGCCUAUUAUGGGGAGGACAAACAUAUGUCACACUUGUGUUUUGUUUUCAUAUCCUAACAUACUGAUCAUACUUUGCUUUAAAACCAUAGUAAAUUUUGUUUGAAGUCUUGAAAAACACAUCCACUUUGACAACUAAAGUGUACAACACUGCACAAUGAUAGCUCAUCUUUUUGGUUUGUCUUUCAAACAAAAUAACAAAUAAGCAGAGUGUAUGUGAAAGAAUAUUUCUUAAAAUAGCAGUGUGUGGCAUAAAGAAUAUCAGUUUCUUUGGAUUGGAACAGUAAGAAUAGAUUUUAUACUUUCCACUAUUUUGUUCUUGUUUAAUAGAACAUAGCCUGUAUAUUUGACUAUCAAGCCCUUUGAGAGCAAUAAUAAACAAAAUAUAUCAUAA